AUGGCGACUGCUGUUCCCGUCGAGAAAGAGGUCGAUAUCGAUGAGCUCGAGCGGGCUGGCAAAGUUGAAUCAGUCGACUCUGAUAAGCUCAACGAUGCUCGCAUCGAAUCCUUCACUCCUCAGGAGCAGAAAAAGAUUAUCAGACGUAUAGAUAGACGACUCGUGUUGACCUUGGGGCUCCUCUAUGCCGCAUCCUUGAUGGAUCGGACUAAUCUUGGUAUCGCUGUCGUCGCCGGCAUGGGCGUCGACCUGGUCCUCAUCGGCAAUCGGUACUCGAUCAUUGUGCUUCUCUUCUUUAUCACCUACGUCUUGUUGCAACCUCCGGCCACUGUCGUUCUCCGCAAAGUUGGCCCCCGCAUCUUUCUGCCCUCCAUCACCCUUCUCUGGGGUAUCACCAUGAUCUGCUUCGGAUUCGUCAAGCACUGGAGUGAUCUGAUUCCCCUCCGUUUGAUUUUGGGUGUCUUCGAGGCUGGUUUCUUCCCCGGCUGUGCCUAUCUCCUCAGCUGUUGGUAUCCGCGAUAUGAACUCCAGAAACGAAAUGCCGUCUUCUAUCUCAUUGGGUCUAUGGCAUCGGCUUUCUCAGGCAUCCUGGCUUACGGCUUCUCCCAGCUGAAGAACCAUGGCGACGGCCCCGUUUGGUGGGGACAGCAUUACGGACCUACUGAGGAGGACCCUGAUGCUCCUUCGGGGAUUCUCCCCGGCAUUGCAGGCUGGAGAUGGAUCUUUAUUCUUCAGGGCGUGUUGACAUGCGUCAUGGCCAUCCUCUCAUACGCCGUGAUCGUCGACUUCCCAGAACUGGCCAACAAGACCUUCGGAUUUAAAUUCCUGAAUCAGAAAGAAGUCGAUUUCAUUGUGGCUCGCAUCGAAAAGGACCGACACGAUGUUAUUCCUGAACCAUUCAAUCUCAUGAAGUACAUCAAAUGCGGACUGGACUGGAAAGUCUGGGGUUUCGCCGCUCUUUUCGGCCUGACCACUACAAAUACCUACGCCAUCGCUUAUUUCCUCCCCAUCAUUCUCAACGUCGGUAUGGGUUUUGGUGUCGCCGCAUCUCAGUGUCUCGUUGCUCCUCCCUACGUCGCGGCCGCGCUCGUCAUGUAUCUAUUUGCCUGGAUCGGCGAUAAGUAUCAUAUUCGAUCUCCAUUGGUCCUUAUUAAUGGGUGUGCGCUUCUGAUCGGUCUCCCACUUCUCGGCUACCUCGAUAAUGUCGGUGUCCGUUAUUUCGGUGUCUUCAUUGCCACCUCCGCCUGCAAUGCCAAUGUUCCCUGCGUACUGACCUGGCAAGCGAACAACAUUCGAGGUCAAUGGAAGCGUGCUCUUUGCUCCGCCACACUUGUUGGUGCUGGUGGUAUUGGCGGUAUCAUUGGCAGUACAGUGUUUCGCGACCAGGAUAGCCCAGAAUACCACCCCGGUAUCCUGACCUGUAUGAUUUCAAGCGGAUUGAUCAUUGUCAUCACUUUGGCUUUGGAUUUGAAAUUUUACCGAGCCAACAAGCGAGUUGCAGCUGGAGGAAAAGCUAUUGAGGGCCUCCAAGGAUUCCGAUACACCUACUAA
Messenger RNA from Rhinocladiella mackenziei CBS 650.93, 1551 nucleotides. RefSeq lists its product as uncharacterized. The transcript has 3 exons. Gene Ontology annotation, biological process: transmembrane transport. Gene Ontology annotation, cellular component: membrane. NCBI's taxonomy places the organism in Eukaryota, Fungi, Ascomycota, Eurotiomycetes, Chaetothyriales, Herpotrichiellaceae. Gene Ontology annotation, molecular function: transmembrane transporter activity. The coding region runs from base 1 to 1551 and encodes 516 amino acids. The record is from RefSeq and is a predicted model, not a curated record.